AUGUCCGAGAAACCUAGUUCAUCAGUAAAAUGUGUACUAAUCGGAGAAAGUGGCGUCGGUAAAACUAGUCUUGUUGUCAGUUAUACUAAGGAUGAUUAUCCUGUUCGCCACGAACCGACAGCAUUUGAUACCUAUGUUGUGGAUCUUCGUGUUGAAAAUCAACAAGUAAACUUACAAAUCUGUGAUUCUGGGGGCUCUCCUGGCGUCCGUUCCCUCCGUGAGUUAGCCUAUCCUGACGUUCACGUAGUGAUCUUCUGCUUUUCCGUUGUCCAACCCGAAACUCUCUGGGCGUUGCGUGAUCGUUGGCUCCCCGAGCUAGCCUCCUCCGGUCUCAACCUCAAUCCCACAGCGCUAGAGACAGCUGUUCGAAUCGGUUGUCUACCCCAUCAACCCCCCAACACACUCCGAAAGCCCGGCCCUGCUUUCAUUCUUGUCGGGUGCGCUUGUGAUCUACGAAACGAUAUCAAAAGUCUUCUUGAUCUUUCGGCAAGGAAUGAACUUCCAGUGAAUGAUGCGGUAGCUCAGAAGUUGGCUGUUGAAUUUGGUGCUGAGGCAUACAUCGAGUGCUCGGCGCUUACUCAGAAACAGCUGAAAAAGGUAUUUGAUCUCGCAGUAUGGUACGGUCUUCAAGCCAAACAGGCAAUGCAGAACUCCACGAAUGUAAAUGCUCUAUCACCUGGGCUCAAUGGACGAAACUCUUCCUUUACCAGUUCUUCACGAAAGUCUAAGCGCCGGCGAGAAAAUAGCAGUCUACAAGCAACUGAUCGACAACAAGGCGUCAUAACGAAUAACGGUGGUUUGUCUGGUUCACAACGAUCCAUAUGGAAGAAGUUGCUAUGUCUUCGGUGA
Rodentolepis nana is the source of this 849-nucleotide messenger RNA. NCBI's taxonomy places the organism in Eukaryota, Metazoa, Platyhelminthes, Cestoda, Cyclophyllidea, Hymenolepididae. The record is from the annotation of a GenBank genome assembly.